Coregonus sp. 'balchen' is the source of this 10206-nucleotide messenger RNA. The record is from the annotation of a GenBank genome assembly. Lineage: Eukaryota; Metazoa; Chordata; Actinopteri; Salmoniformes; Salmonidae.
AGCCGUCAUGUCGUCCAGUUUCUCAGUGCGGAGCUUCUCUGUGGGCCAUCAGCCCUCUUUCUCCAGCCUGUCUCUGAGAGACAGCAGCCGUGCCCGCUCGAGAGCUGCUGUGCCUUUUGCCGCCAGACCCCUGUCCCGCUCCGCCUCCGUCAGCCAUGACCUGAACGGAGUUCCAGUCACCCUGAACCUCAAUGGGCAGCUGGGCAACCACGCCAACGAGAAGGAGGCCCUGCAGGGCCUCAACAACCGUCUGGCCACCUACCUGGACAAGGUGAGCGGAAGGUAGCCUAGAGGGUAGAGGUUAGAGAAGUGGUUCAGCAACCGGAGGGUCGCUGGUUCGAAUCCUAGAUCUGACAGGAAAUCUAGUGGGGAGUGAGCUAGCAACCGGACGGUUGCUGGUGUCUCUAUCCUGAACAGAGGAGGCUGGUGGGAUGAGCUUAGGCGGAAGAGCUCAUUGUAAUAGCUGUAAUGAAGUAAAUGGAAUGUAGUCAAACACAUCAAACAUAUGGAAACAACGUUUGACUUCAUUCCAUUGAUUCCAUUCCAGCCAUUACAAUGAGCCCGUCCUCUUCUGAUCCUGAAUGCCAUCCUGUCGUUGUACCCUUGAGCAAGCACUUUGCAAGAUAAUGGAUAAUAAGUCUGCUUCUUCUUAGGUGCGCUCCCUGGAGACAUCCAAUGCAGACCUGGAGCUGAGGAUCAAGAAAAUAAUGAUUGAACGCAUCCCUAAAGGUCACGACUUCCAAACCAUGAUGACCCAGGCCCACCAGGUGGAAGAGGAGGUGGGUUCCCAAUAUCCCUACGUUCCCAAGAUCCCUCUCUCUCACCCCAUGUAACUUCCCAUGCCCUUUUCUCACUGUACAAUGACACUGUGUCACACUCAGUACACACAUGUGGCCAUACACGCGUACAUGUUUACCGUGCAGGUGUAAACACACUGACUCUCUUUAAUAGGAAUUUAACAUUAGCAGAAAUAGACCCUUGUGGUUGAUAUAUGAAAGGUAAUGCUUACCCUGAUCCCUGUCUUUUCUCAGGUGAGGAAGAAGACACUGGAGAACGCUCGCCUCAUGCUGGAGAUUGACAAUGCUAAACUGGCAGCUGACGACUUCAGGAUCAAGUGAGCGUGUUUCUCUGUGUUUGCUACUGAACAUCAGUUCAGUUUGAAGUGAAAGCGCUUCAAGCGUGGUUUGCAGAUGUAUGUUUAGGCUCCACACGAACGCUGCACUUAGUAGACACAUAUUUGAAUGCAUAGCGGGACUGUGUGCUUGUGUGUGUGUUUUAGUCUGUGUUUGUGCAUAUGUGUAUGCAAGUGUCAGUUAGUCCUUCCCCUCCUCCCUCACCCCACCCCUUCUUUCAAGUUUCAAGUUUGUAUACUAUCUGUAUGGAAUACUUUAGAAAUAUUAGUCACCAAAGCUCUCACAAUCUCUCACUUCAGAAUCUCUCACUUCUCAAUCUAUCUCAAUCUCUUCCUCCUCCUCCAGGUGGGAGACCGAGCUGUGCAUGUCCCAGUCUGUGGAGAGGGACUGUUUGGCCCUGAAGAAGGCCAAGGUGGACCAUGCGCAGAUCAUUGUUUCCCUGAAAGGAGACCUGGACAGCCUGAAGGAAGAACUCUACUUCCUCAAGAAGAACCAUGAGGAGGUGAGAGGAGGUAGCUCUGUAGAUCAGGGCUUUAUUCAUCCUAAAGCAUACAAGUCAAAAACUAGAGAGAGGUCAACUCUCCUUAUUAAGGAUGAUGGUAUCCUGGAAGACAAAACUAGUUGGAAUGAUGUCAUCAAGAUGUCAUUUUAACCAGUUUUGACCUCUGGGAUGGAGGGGCCAGGAGUUUUUCCUCACUUCAUUACGAAGCCAGGAAAAACUAUGGGUCCCUAGUUAUAGCCAGGUCAUAACCAGACUCCAGAUUUUUCCCUGGUCUCCUAGUAUGGAGAGAUAUCUCUGACUAGAGUGAGGCAAGGAUGUCUUCUGUCCCCUUUCCUCUUCUUACUGGCCAUUGACCGAAUGGCCUGAACUGAAUGAAAGACCACUGAAUCAAGUAAGUGGUCUGAGCGGGGAAGCUAUAAAGGAGGGGAAGAGAGUGGUCCUCUGUUAAUUUCUGCCCCAGUGGUGGUAUCACUCUACAUCCCCUAGGAAGCUUGGAGUAGGAACCAGCUCGGACUCUGAAACCCAACGCCGGAGGUCCCUUUGUCUUAAGUAACUGAAAGCCUGAAAGUAGCUCAGGUCUUAGAUUUUUUACACAAGUCCACAGAGACCCCUCUCAGAACAGCAUUGGUUCACUGGUUGCUCUGCUCUGAAUAGGCACACUACAGGCCUGUGUGAAGGGAUAAGUCACCUUGUCCUACUUGUAUGUGGCAAGGGGCAGAAUGAUGUGAUUGUACGCUUCUGCAGGUGUGUGUGUCUGUGUGUGUGUGACUGUGUGCCUGCGUGCGUGUGCGUGCCUGCCUCUGUGUGUGUGGGUGCUUGGCUCAUCCCUUCCUGUUUUCCUAGUGUGUGUGUUUGUGUGUUUGUGUGUGUGUGUUGUCGAUGACUGGCCCUAGAAGUGCUCGGUGUGUCUAUAUAGCUGGGUGUGGUGCCAAUGCAGUGGUGCCAUAUAUUGAGUCUAUUAAGUUGUGUAUGAGGAGAGAGGAGUAGAGGAGAGAUGAGAGGAGAGAGAGAGAGAGAGAGAGAGAGAGAGAGAGAGAGACUAGCGAUACUAGAGAGAGAUUAGAGCUCUCAUAUCGCGAGAUAUAGCUAGAGCUAGCGAUAUAGAGAAGGCUCUACUCGAUAGAUAUGAGCUAUACGCGCUAGAUAUACACAUUUCCUGAUCUCACCUCCAUCAAGUAUGCAUGGAGAUGAUGUUAAUAAUGAAGAGGGUAUCACCUUCUCUCGGUUACUGUGGGGUGUAGAAUUCACUGACCUUCUCUCUGUCACAGUAGUGUGUAGAAUUCACUGAAUUUCUCUCUGUCACAGAGUGGUGUAGAAUUCACUGACCUUCUCGCUGUCACAGUGGGGUGUAGAAUGUCUGAUAUACCACGGCUUUAAGCCAAUCAGCAAUUCUAGUGCUGCUCUGCACACACACGCUUGUUAGCUAGCUAACAUUAGCUUAGUCCAACGUUAAGCCAACUCUCGGAAGUUCUUCCAUAGAAGCUGCUCCUCCGUAGGUAGGACAAAUGCCCAGAGCAAAAUUAUGGUUCUGUUCAGAACGACACGAUUGGAAAAAAGUUCCAAACCCUGAUUGAUUGAUUUAUUAAUUGUCUCUCUGCAGGAGGUGGAGUCUAUGAAGGGCUAUAUUGCUGCUCAGACUGUGAACGUGGAGGUGGACGCAGGCCGUGGUGGACCUGAACUGGGCACAGUAAUGUCAGAGCUCAGAACUCAGUACGAGGGCAUCAUCAAGAAGAACAAGGACCAGGCUGAGCAGUGGUACCUCAAGAAGGUCAGUGGGGGACUGGCUGGCUGGGGACCUCAGGAAGGUCAGUGGGGUACUGGCUGGUUGGGGACCUCAAGAAGAUCAGUGGGGGACUGGCUGGUUGGGGACCUCAAGAAGGUCAGUGGGGUACUGGCUGGUUUUGGACCUCAAGAAGGUCAGUGGGGUACUGGCUGGUUGGGGACCUCAAGAAGGUCAGUGGGGGACUGGCUGGCUGGGGACCUCAAUAAGUUCAGUGGGGGACUGGCUGGCUGGGUGCAUCACCAUGCCAGAAACUAGACACUAGAGUUUAGUCUCUCAGGGCUGAUUUGUAUCAUGAGAUGAGUGCGUGUGACUCAAAUGUUCAUGCAAAUCUCCCAUUGCGUAUCUCAAGUUACGAUUCAGGCGUAUCAUAGUUAUCAUAGCCAGGUGAACCCAGGUCUGGUAUCUAGUAACAUAGUGUUCUCAGUAACCUGGGGGUGCAGUGUGUUCAGGAACGUGUGUGGUGUGUUACUGUUUGGGGCGGCAGGUAGCUUAGUGGGUAAGAGUGUUGUGCCAGUAACCGAAAGGUCGCUGGUUCUAAUCCCCGAGCCGACUAGGUGAAAAAUCUGUCGAUGUGCCCUUUCGCUCUGGAUAAGAGCGUCUGCUAAAAUGUUACUGUUUUCAGUAACCUGGGCGUGCGGUGCGUUCAGGAACGUGUGUGGUGUGUUACUGUUUUCAGUAACCUGGGGGUGCGGUGUGUUCAGGAACGUGUGUGGUGUGUUACUGUUUUCAGUAACCUGGGGGUGCGGUGCGUCCCUGUGUGGUGUGUUACUGUUUUCAGUAACCUGGGGGUGCGGUGCGUUCAGGAACGUGUGUGUGGUGUGUUACUGUUUUCAGUAACAUGGGGGUGCGGUGUGUUCAGGAACGUGUGUGUGGUGUGUUACUGUUUUCAGUAACCUGGGGGUGCGGUGCGUUCAGGAACGUGUGUGUGGUGUGUUAAUGUUUUCAGUAACCUGGGGGUGCGGUGCGUUCAGGAUCGUGUGUGUGGUGUGUUACUGGUUUCAUUAACCUGCGGGUGCGGUGCGUUCAGGAACGUGUGUGUGGUGUGUUACUGUUUUCAGUAACCUGGGGGUGCGGUGCAUUCAGGAACGUGUGUGGUGUGUUACUGUUUUCAGUAACCUGGGGGUGCGGUGCGUUCAGGAAGGUGUGUGUGGUGUGUUACUGUUUUCAGUAACCCGGGGGUGCGGUGCGUUCAGGAAGGUGUGUGGUGUGUUACUGUUUGGGGCGGCAGGUAGCUUAGUGGGUAAGAGCGUUGUGCCAGUAACCAAAAGCUCGCUGGUUCUAAUCCCCGAGCCGACUAGAUAAAAAAUCUGUCGAUGUGCCCUUUCGCUCUGGAUAAGAGCGUCUGCUAGAAUGUUAAAAUGUUACUGUUUUCAGUAACCUGGGGGUGCGGUGCGUUCAGGAAUGUGUGUGGUGUGUUACUGUUUUCAAUAACCUGGGGGUGCGGUGUGUUCAGGAACGUGUGUGGUGUGUUACUGUUUUCAGUAACCUGGGGGUGCGGUGCGUCCCUGUGUGGUGUGUUACUGUUUUCAGUAACCUGGGGGUGUGGUGCGUUCAGGAACGUGUGUGUGGUGUGUUACUGUUUUCAGUAACAUGGGGGUGCGGUGCGUUCAGGAACGUGUGUGUGGUGUGUUACUGUUUUCAGUAACCUGGGGGUGCGGUGCAUUCAGGAACGUGUGUGUGGUGUGUUAAUGUUUUCAGUAACCUGGGGGUGCGGUACGUUCAGGAUCGUGUGUGUGGUGUGUUACUGGUUUCAGUAACCUGGGGGUGCGGUGCGUCCCUGUGUGGUGUGUUACUGUUUUCAGUAACCUGGGGGUGUGGUGCGUUCAGGAACGUGUGUGUGGUGUGUUACUGUUUUCAGUAACAUGGGGGGUGCGGUGCGUUCAGGAACGUGUGUGUGGUGUGUUACUGUUUUCAGUAACCUGGGGGUGCGGUGCAUUCAGGAACGUGUGUGUGGUGUGUUAAUGUUUUCAGUAACCUGGGGGUGCGGUGCGUUCAGGAUCGUGUGUGUGGUGUGUUACUGGUUUCAGUAACCUGCGGGUGCGGUGCGUUCAGGAACGUGUGUGUGGUGUGUUACUGUUUUCAGUAACCUGGGGGUGCGGUGCAUUCAGGAACGUGUGUGGUGUGUUACUGUUUUCAGUAACCUGGGGGUGCGGUGCGUCCCUGUGUGGUGUGUUACUGUUUUCAGUAACCUGGGGGUGUGGUGCGUUCAGGAACGUGUGUGUGGUGUGUUACUGUUUUCAGUAACAUGGGGGUGCGGUGCGUUCAGGAACGUGUGUGUGGUGUGUUACUGUUUUCAGUAACCUGGGGGUGCGGUGCAUUCAGGAACGUGUGUGUGGUGUGUUAAUGUUUUCAGUAACCUGGGGGUGCGGUACGUUCAGGAUCGUGUGUGUGGUGUGUUACUGGUUUCAGUAACCUGGGGGUGCGGUGCGUCCCUGUGUGGUGUGUUACUGUUUUCAGUAACCAGGGGGUGUGGUGCGUUCAGGAAUGUGUGUGUGGUGUGUUACUGUUUUCAGUAACAUGGGGGUGCGGUGCGUUCAGGAACGUGUGUGUGGUGUGUUACUGUUUUCAGUAACCUGGGGGUGCGGUGCAUUCAGGAACGUGUGUGUGGUGUGUUAAUGUUUUCAGUAACCUGGGGGUGCGGUGCGUUCAGGAUCGUGUGUGUGGUGUGUUACUGGUUUCAGUAACCUGCGGGUGCGGUGCGUUCAGGAACGUGUGUGUGGUGUGUUACUGUUUUCAGUAACCUGGGGGUGCGGUGCAUUCAGGAACGUGUGUGGUGUGUUACUGUUUUCAGUAACCUGGGGGUGCGAUGCGUUCAGGAACGUGUGUGGUGUGUUACUGUUUUCAGUAACCUGGGGGUGCGGUGCGUUCAGGAAGGUGUGUGUGGUGUGUUACUGUUUUCAGUAACCUGGGGGUGCGGUGCGUUCAGGAAGGUGUGUGUGGUGUGUUACUGUUUUCAGUAACCUGGGGGUGCGGUGCGUUCAGGAAGGUGUGUGUGGUGUGUUACAGCUGGAGACGGUGCAGAGCGAAGUGAAGGAGUCUAACGAGGCUCUGAGGGGGGCUCAGAGUGAGCUGGUGGAGAGACAACGAUUCCUACAGAACCUGGAGGUGGAGCUGGAGAGUCUGCACAAACAGGUAGGAACUAGGAACCUGUCAACUGGGGGUUGUGUUGUACUGGGGACCUUAGAAUAUUGUCACUCAGAUCUACAGCUGGACAACCUGCACAACUACAGUAUCGCUGAGAUCCUUGCUCCUUUCCCCAUCCAUGUUAUCCUUGUUGACUGUAAAUAUCUCUCACCUUCCUUGAUGUUGGGUCAGAUACACUCAGAAAAAAGGGUUCCAAAAGGGUUCUUUGGUUGUCCCUAUAAGAGAAUGCUUUUCGGUUCCAGGUAAAAUAGGGUUCUUCAAAGGGUUCUCCUAUGGGGAGCCAAAAAACCCAAUCAAGGAUCUAGAUAGCACCUUGUUUUUCAAAGAGUGUAGGGAUCAGUGUUAUAACAACAACAACCAUCCCCUGACUUGUACACACAGAUUCUCUUAUUUCCCUUUCUGUAAUCACACACUGUAUAUUUGAUGAGAAUGUGUAUCGGGUGUACAUUUAAUCUGCGUGUGUACAUGUCUGCAUGCAUGUUUGUCUCGUCCACAGUUUUCUUUAUCUGACUCACCCUCUCCCCCCUCAGGUGUCAGCUCUGAAGGGUAACCUGGGGGAGACAGGGCAGAAGUACAGCCUGGAGAUGGAGCGUCUGCAGGCCACACUGUCCCAGCUUGAGGAGAACCUGUCUCAGCUGCGUCUGGACAUGCAGGUACUUACUGGGGCUAAGGAGGUGGAGCUGUAUAUAUAUUUCCGUUUAUUGUUUGUUGGUAUUUCACCCCCUUUUUCUCCCCAAUUUCAUGGUAUCCAAUUGCUAGUUACAAUCUUGUCCCAUUGCUGCAACUCCCGUACGGACACGGGAGAGGCGAAGGUCGAGAGUCAUGCGUCCUCCGAAACACAACCCAACCGAGCCGCACUGCUUCUUGACACAGUGCCCGCUUAACCCGGAAGCCAGCCGUACACCUGGCGACCGAGUCAGCGUGCACUGUGCCCGGCCCGCCACAGGAGUUGCUAGUGCACGAUGGGACAAGAACAUCCCUGCCGGCCAAACCCUCCCCUACCCUGGACGGCGCUGGGCCAAUUGUGCGCCACCCCAUGGGUCUCCCAGUCGCGGCCGGCUGCGAAAGAGCCUGGACUCUAACCAGGAUCUCUAGUGGCACAGCUGGCACUGCGCCACUCAGGAGGCCCCAUGUUUCUGUUGUUUUUUGUAACAAAUGGACUAAUAAAGUUGUAUUGUAUUGUAUUGUAUUGCAGCGCAACAAGAUGGACUAUGAACAGCUGCUCCGCAUCAAGCAGAACCUGGAGAUAGAGAUCGCCACCUACAGGAGACUGCUGGAGGGAGAGGAGACGUGAGUAACCAUGAUGCUAAUCUUUAUGUGAACAUUUAAAGGGACAUUUCAAAAAUGUUCAACUUCAUAUUCAUCAUCUCCAGCACCACCACAACAUCAACAUAUGUGAAAAUGGCGCGUUUCUAUGUUUUGUAGAGAAAAAGAUAGAGGAAGAUAAGUGUUUCCAAUGACAUCAUCAGUGUGCAUCGUGUGAUUUUAACCAAUUAUGAGUAGGCAUUGCCCACUAAUUGCCUACUAAUUGUCUACUAAUUGGUUGAUGAUGUCAUUGGAAACGCUUAUCUUCCUCUGUCUUUGUUGGAUAUAAUGCUAUGGUCAGAUGUAAAUAAGGGGUGCUUAGGACUGUACAGUAUAUCCAGGAUAGGACUACAUUGUGUUUUGUUAAAAUGAUUCAAACAGAUAAUUGUUCUUCCUGAGAAUCAGCCAAUUGAUGACCAUACAUGGUAACAUCUUCUGACAGUGACAAUUUCCAUGUAUCAGUUGAAGUCAUUGGGCACAUUUUAACUCGCACAUUCCUUUUCCGUUAUUCAUACAGGAUUAAUGAAGUCCCAUCACCAAAAAGUGAGUAUCAGUACAUUAACUUCACUUCACUCUCACUUCCUCAUUGACACAGGCUAACCUAAGCGAACAUCAACACUUACUUACUCAGCAACACAUUGAUUGGUUGAUUGUGGAUGUGACCGUUCACCUGGAUGGAGAAAGCUCCUUUAUCAGUGUGACAUCCAUGGCGUGUGAUAAGAGUCCCCAUUCAUUCAUGAAUAGGUUAUUUGCAUUCUCACACAGAGAGACCUCAAUUCACCUCAGCCUCUCAAAUGGACUGCAUGGACCCAUCCUGGUCACCCAUGCAUCUUUCGUUUUUCUUUCUUUCUUUCUUUCUUUCUUUCUUUCUUUCUUUCUUUCUUUCUUUCUUUCUUUCUUUCUUUCUUUCUUUCUUUCUUUCUUUCUUUCUUUCUUUCUUUCCUCCCUUCUCUCUUCCCUCUGACCUUCUCCCACUCUCUAUCCCUUUCUCUUGCUGUAUCACUUUACUCUUCACCCACCUUCACCCGUAACUUCACCCCCAUCUUCACCCUCAUCCCACCUUCACCCUUACCUUCAACUUCACCCUCACCCUCAUCCUCACCCUGACCUCUACCCUCACUUUCACCCUAUCCUAAUCUUAUCACCUCUUCAUAUUCAUCUUCACACUUUAUCUAAACCUCACCCUCACUUUCACCCCCACCCUCACCUUCACCCUCAACUUCACCCUCACCCUCACCUUUACCCUCACCUUCACCCUCACCCACCCCUUCACCUCCACCCUCACCCUCACCUUCACCCUCAUCCUCACCCUCACCUUUACCCUCACCUUCAUUCUCAUCCCCACCCUAACCUUCACCCUCAUUUUCACCGAGCCUUUCAUUGGUCUGAAUGUUCACCAGGCUCAAGGCUUUGUUGUGUCGUAACACAAUGAUGAUGUGAUUAUAGUGUUGGUUUAAACACAAGUCCAGGUGGGUUACGCUCCAAGGUGAAGUUUCCCUUAGGUUCAGAUUUAGUAUCCACUUCCCCUCCCCCAAUCCUAGUCGGGAAACUACAAAACUGACCCAAGAUCAACAUCUAGGGGCAACUUUACCCUACACCAAGAGGUUACACUAGGAAACGUCCCUAGGCUAGCAUGUGUAGGUACUGUAGGUGACUUAUAGAGUAAAGUUGAAGUACUCCGGGCCAUUGGCUCGCUGAGAAAGCCAACUGCCCAACAGCUAUUUACACUACAGGUUUAAAAUAGGGUCAGCGGCAUUGCCUUAUGUCAGUAUCAAAUGUACAACUUUGAUUCUGUGCUACUUCCAACGCCCUGGCAUCAAAUCAAAGGGGGCGUGGCCACAGACUAAUGGCAGUUUCAUAAACCUGCAAACAAAGCAAACGCCCGAAAAAGCGCUGUCCCUAGAAACUGCAGUAGGUGAAAAUAAUAUCCCACAAGUCUCAAUGUUGUAACGGAGUGUUACUGUAGGCUUGUGACUACUCACUGAAUCAAUUUGGUAGCACUUUAUUUGGGGUGUACGUACAAAAGGAAUUCUUAGCACAUUUAUAAGCUAUUCUUUGCUCAUUCAUAAGCAGUAGAUAUAUCAGCAACAAGUUAGCAGGUUCAUAGGCCGUGUUACAAACCAGAGCCUGUUGGGUUGCAGUAAUAGUGUGACCCUGUGACAUUCGGUAGCCCAUCCUCUUCCUCUUCAUCAUCCUCUUCAUCAUCCUCUCGUUUCCCUGCAGAGGAGCCAGAGGUGCGGACCAGGAAGAUAGUGAAGGUGGUGACUCAGACCAUGAUCAACGGCAAGGUGGUGGAUGAGUCCAGCGAGGUGGAGCAGAUAGAGCAGGAGGUGAAGAAG